CGUGUGAAUGUGGCUUUAGCUCUGGUUUACGUUGAAUAAAGACGGUGUAUAAAAGAGAUUAAUGUGCCUAAAUAAGGCAUAAAUUGAAUCACACUAUAAAAUGAUUUACAGACAGAUGGAGAAUCGAACGGAACAGUGAUAUAACGUUACUUACACUGAUCUAGAGACUCGUACAACACGAGCAAGAUUUCAUGUAAGUUCAUAAACUUUAACUUUUCCUCUUCCUUUCUCUCUCUCUCUCUCUCUCUCUCGCUCUCUACUAGUAGUUUAUUUAUUAAAAGAACAUUAAGUCAUGUGCUUAAACUCUUCGUGACUAAGGUUUUAACAAGUGCUUGUGUCUUACUAACUGUACCACCAUUUUUACAUGUUUAUUACACCAUACGUUCAUGUUUUCUCAUUAGCUGCAUCAAUACCAUUGGAUAUUGUUCAAACGAUAAAUAGGAAUGGGCUUUCUUUCAAUACCAUAUAAUAUAAAACACAAAAAUAUGAAUACAAUUAUUAAAAAUCAAUUAAACAAAUUAAACAUUUUCACACAUGUUUAUAAUAAUUUGUACACUAGUGCAGCUUAAAACAACACCUAAUAAUAUAUUUGGAAAUACUUCAUGCCACCAUCACUAUUUUUCUCAUUUUCGGUGUACAAUUCAUUUAGACUGAAAUUCAAUUUCUAAGUAUAUACUAACACACACAUACAACAUAGAACGGGACACAAAUGUUGGAAGUUACAGGGCUAAUUUAGAAUUAUGAUCUUUUUAAAUGCGUCUUUUCAAAUUUCAAGUGCUUCUAAUUUGUGUCCAAUUGACAUUCUUAUCAAGAAUGAGAUAAGAGUGACUCUAUCUUUAUCGCCACACUGCCCCGCUUUACAAAUCUGAUGUAGUGUAUUAUGACACAUGCCUCUGCAGAAAAUAAAAUCUUCCCAAUACUGGAGACCGUAUCUUCAGAAGGAUAUUGAUACCUUAGAGAGGGUUCAGAGAAGGGCUACUAAACUGGUUCAUGGAUUGGGGGAUAAAACUUACCAGAAAAGGUUAAAGGAUCUUAGCAUGUAUAGUUUGGAGGAAAGACGAGAUGGGGGGGAUAUGACAGAAACAUUUAAAUACAUAAAGGAAAUCAACACAGUAAAGGAGGAGACCACAUUUAAAAGAAGAAAAACUACCACAACAAGAGGGCAUAAUUUAGAGGGGCAAAGGUUUAAAAAAUAAUAUUAGGAAAUAUUACUUUACUGAGAGGGUAGUGGAUGCAUGGAAUAGCCUUCCAGCUGAAGUGGUAGAGGUUAACACAGUAAAGGAGUUUAAGCAUGCGUGGGAUAGGCAUAAGGCAUAAGGCUAUCCUAACUAUAAGAUAAGGCCAGGGACUAAUGAAAGUAUUUAGAAAAUUGGGCAGACUAGAUGGGCCGAAUGGUUCUUAUCUGCCGUCACAUUCUAUGUUUCUAUGUUUCAAUAAGCUCAGAAAUGUAACAUUGUAAAUUAACUUGAUAUAUGUUACCUUUUUCUUUGAUCACCCCAAUAAAAUGGUGUAAAUAACAGAAAAGACUAAACAAAUAGAUCUUAAAUAUCAAUUUAUCCCUUACCGUCAUUAACAGUAGUAAUGAGUAAACCUAACCCAAAACUAUUCACUAAAGUUAGAAAUCAAAGUGAAUUCAAAGUUCAUUUCAAAAUUGAGGUCAAAAUAAUCAAACUGGGAAAGUUCUGUAACUCAACUAUGCUUCCAGUUCGACUACUCUGGCCUUAAAUAUAAAAUUCAUGGUGAACUCUGACUUUAGUAAAUAACCCUGUAAAUUUUUACCCUGAUUAUAAAUGUAUCUAACUUCUAACCUUAAAGGGACACUCCAGGCACCCAGACCACAUCUGCCCAUUGGAGUGGCCUGGAUUCCAACUCCCACCACCCUUAACCUGGCAAGUGUAAUUAUUGCAGUUUUUAUAAAUUGCAAUAAUUACCUCGCAGGGUUAAAUCCUCCUCUAAUGGCUGUCUAUCAGACAGCCACUAGAAGAACUUCCGUGUUCUUAGAACACGAAAAGUGUUUUAAAACGACGCUGGACGUCCUCCAGCUGUUCAUAAGGACCUCCAGCGUUGCUGGAAUCCCUAUAGGAAAGCAUUGCGCAUCAGGUCUCCCCUGCCGGCUGAUGUCGGCGGGGGAGGAGCGUGGACGGAGCCUGACCCAGCACAAAGGGACAUCGGUGCUGGAUUCAGGUAAGUUGCUGAAGGGGUUUUAACCCCUUCAGCAACAUGGGAUGGGGGUGAGAGGGAGGGGGGCACUGCAGGGUCCUGCAGUGCCAGGAAAACAUCUGUUUUCCUGGCACUGGAGAGUCCCUUUAACUCUAGAGCAGGAUAUUGGCAGAUAGGUUGCUGUGAGAGUCAAUUGCAGUGAAUACAGGCCUUGGAUACAGGCCUUGGCUGUUAUUUGAAACAUACAGUCUCUUUGAUUGGCUCCCACAGUAAUCACAGUGCCUGGGAACCAGUCUGUUUAUAAUACCUGAAUUGCCUCAAUGGGACCUUAUAGGCACCCAGACCACUUCAGCUCAUUGAAGUGGUCUGGGUGCAUAUUCCCAGGUCCUUUAACCCUGGAAAGGGGUUUUUAAUUUAUGGAUUAACUCCUCCUCUUUUGGUCGCCAAACUGACGCUGGAUUUCCUCACACUAUGCAUGAGGACACCCAUGGUCACCCGAAACCCUAUAGUAAAGCAUUGUAUAGUGCUUUCCUAUGGGGCUGUUCUAAUGCGAGUGCGGCCAGGAGCGAAGCGCGCGGGGGAGGAGCGAAGGCGGACCCUGAAGAAGCGCUAAGGGACAUUGGCACUCGAACAAGGUAAGUGACAGAAGGUUUUUGUUUUUUUUAUAGGGAGCACUAUGGUGCCAGGAUGGCACUGUUAUUUCCCUUUAAUUAUGAGGCAUCCAGUAGCUCAGGAGAUACCAAUCCCAUCAGACACCUGGGAACAGGGCCGCUACCUGUAAGGCGACAUAGGCAGCCGCCUAGGGCGCACCUUAGCAGGGGGGGCCGGAUCCCUGCACCAGGAAUCACGGUGCGGCUCCUCAUGCUGCGCCACCUGAGCGCUUUAGCAAGGCUCAGGCGGCGCAGCACUGCUUUAUGGAGGGCGGACGGAUUUGAGUGACCGGCAGGAGAGAAGCGCAGAGCCCUCCCUUCUGCCAGUCUCUCAAUGUAGCGUGGCCGGGCGGCGCAGAACGCGGUACAGGAACCUCUGUUUCCUGUACCCGGCCCCCGGCGGACUGACAGGAAGUGCCACGCUACAUAGACAGGAGGGAAGAGGAUGGUAAGGACCACCAGAGAAGACGAGGGUAAGGACCACCAGCGGUGUGGAGGACCACCAGGGGGAGGGGGAUAUGGACCACAAGGGGAGGGGAGAGGGGGUAAGGACCACCAGAGGAGGGAAGAGGACCACCGGAGGGAGGGGGGGGAUGGACCACCAGGGGAAGGUAAAGGACCACCAGGGAGGGAGGUACCAGGCCACCACAGGGGGGGGGGGGGACCACAGGGGGUGGGGGUGUUAAGGACCACAGGGGGGGUAAGGACCACUGGGGAGGAGAGGGAGGGGAGUAAGGACCACUGGGGGAGGGGGGAGUAAGGACCACAGGGGAAGGGUGUAAGGACCACUGGGGAGGAGAGGGAUGGGGGAGUAAGGACCACUGGGGAGGAGGAGGGGAAGUACCACUUGGGAGGAAGGGGGGAGUAAGGACCACUGGGGGAGGAAGGGGGAGGAAGGACCACUGGGGAAGGGGGGUGAAGGAACACAGGGGGAGGGGGGGAUGGGGAGUAAGGACCACUGAGGGAGUGGAGGUAAGGACCACUGAGGGAGGAGGGGGGAGGUCCACUAAGGGGUUUGGGAGAGGGAGGACCACUAAGGGGGGAAAGGACCACCAAAGGGGGGUAAGUAGGGAGGACCACUAAGGCGAGGGGAGGAGGGUAAGGACCACUAAGGGGGGGGGAGAAAGAGGAUAAUGACCACUGAGGGGGGGAGAUUACCACUAAGGGGGUGGGGGAGGAGGGGAAUGUCUACUAAGGGGUUUGGGAGAGGGAGGACCACUAAGGGGGAGAGGGGGGAGUGAGAAGACCACCAAGGGGGGAUUACAGAGUGCUAAGGGACAGAAGGGAAGAAAACGGAGGGACAGGAGGGAAGGGGAAAUCAAUAAUUGACAGGAGGGGAGAGCACUAUGAAAAAAAUAAAAAAUAAAGAGCUGCUUCCCUCUCUGGCCCUAUCCUACCCCACAAACCGUCUCUUCUACACUACACACAUACACAAUGCAUCCACACACACACACACACACACACACACACAGAAACAUACAAUGCAUUCCUACUCACACACAGACACACCCGAAACACACAAUGUUUCCCUUACAUUCACACAAACACUCAUUCUCUUACACACAGAAACAAAAUGCAUCUCUUACACAAUCAAUGCACCCCUUACAGACACACACUGCAUUCAAUUACAUACACAGAAACACACCUUGCACUACUUACACACACACACACCCAGAAACAUACAAUGCAUUCCUUACACGCAAACACACACUGCAUCCCCUAUAAACACACUACAUCCCUUACAGAAAUUGGUAUCCCUAUACACUACAUUCUAGAACACACACACACAUUGCAUCCUCUACAAUAACACAUAAAACAUUCCCUACACACAUACACUCCACUUCCUGUGAGAGAACUCAUGGGUGGGCCAUGUAGCUGGAUUUAUGGGUGGGCAAUGUAGGAAUACUCACGGUCAAGCCCUGAGGGCCCAGACCUUGAGCUGUGUAAGGGGCCCUAAAAAAUGGAGCUGCUUCCUGUUCGUUAAUUGCUGUGAGCACUAUUAAAAACAGUCUCCAGAGAGCCUCUUCUACACCAGACCUGUGGAGCCAGACUGAGCCGAUCAUCAGUCUCUUGUCCUCAUCUGGUGGUAAGUAGGCAAUCCAAUAUAUUAUUAGUGGCACUAAUCUCUAAUUUACCUCACAUUAAAUGGAUACUAUAGUCACCAGAAGCACUACAGCUUAAUGUAGUGGUUUUGGUGUCUAUAGCCUGUGCCUGUAGGCUUUUUAAUGUAAACACUGUCUUUUCAGAUAAAAGACACUUUGUGAAGACUGGCAUUGGCCCAUAUGGCAGAGCAUAUGGGCGGGGCAUUGUAAUGUUACAUGGUGGGCAGGACAGAUGGGGGGUGGGGGUGGCGGCAAAUUUUUUUUUGCCUAGGGCGGCAAAAAUCCUUGCACCGGCCCUGCCUGGGAAGAAAUCAAACCGUUCUAAAACAGGUGGAAUACUUACAAUGGGGAAAAGUAGGCACUCGUGGCAUUAUAAAGACUACAGGUACUGUAGUGGUUAUGGUGCUUGGAGUGUCCCUUGAUAACAACUGCUUAUUGUAGGGCGUUAGACAGCUUAUGUAUCAAAAUUUUUAUAAAGGUUGUCUGAUAUUACAGAAGUUGGGUCGGACAGAGGGAUUUUUUUUUUUUUUUUAAAUCAAGUGGUGUGCAAAAACUGUUUCAUAAUAUUUGCACACUACUAGGAAUAUCUUCUGUCUGAGAAAUGGAUUGAAAUCUGAUUUAAUAAUUGUGAUAUUUCCCCGUAUUAACUCCUACUCAUGUCACUGCCAUAGACACCAACACAUGCUUGCUGCCACACUAUCCAAUGUUGCAACUUUUCUAACAAACAAAAUCCCAUGAGGCUGGUCCAGUGCCCCCGAAACUUGGUGUUCAUCUCAAAGCUGGAAUGUCUUGUACAAAGUACUUACACUCUCCAUUGAAUAAGUCAGUUAAAAUUAACUAGGAGUUACUCCAAUAUGAAAAAUUCUCAAAAAUGAUGUUCUCAGUAUAUGCAUUACAUUAAAGGGACAUUAUAGUCACCAGAACAACUACAGCUUAAAGGACCACUAUAGUGCCAGGAAAACAUACUCGUUUUCCUGGCACUAUAGUGCCCUGAGGGUGCCCCCACCCUCAGGGUCCCCCUCCCGCCCGGCUCUGGGAAGAGGAAAGGGGUAAAACUUACCUUUUUUCCAGCGCCGGGCGGGGAGCUGUCCUCCUCCUCUCCGCCUCCGAUCCUCCCAUUCAGCUGAAUGCGCAGCUGUGCGCGCAUUCAGUCAGUCUCAUAGGAAAGCAUUCAUAAUGCUUUCCUAUGGACGCUUGCGUCUUCUCACUGUGAUUUUCACAGUGAGAAUCAUGCAAGCGCCUCUAGCAGCUGUCAAUGAGACAGCCACUAGAGGAUUUGGAGGAUGGAUUAACCCAUUUAUAAACAUAGCAGUUUCUCUGAAACUGCUAUGUUUAUAAAAAAAAAAAUGGGUUAAUCCUAGAGGGACCUGGUACCCAGACCACCACAUUAAGCUGAAGUGGACUGGGUGCCUAGAGUGGUCCUUUAACGUAGUUAUUCUGGUGAGUAUAAUACUUCCCUUCAGGCUUUUUUCAUGCAAACACUUGAUGAAAAGGCAGUGUUUACAUUGCUUCUAGGGACAUCUCCAAGUGACCACUCCUUACAUGGCCAAUGGAGGUGCUUCCUGGGUCAGUGCUGCCAAAAAAGCAGCCCUGACGUUCAUCGUAUCCACGCUUUGCAUGGAGACCCUGAAUUUUCCGGCAGACCCGCGGAGAAUAUGCAGGUUGUCAUGCGCUGUGUAGCAUAUGUGAAACGAUCGUUAUUUUUUGUGUGUGUUAUGCAACGCACAGACUUCAUUUUUGCCUUCUAGUCACAUUUUAAGGAAUGUGCAUUCCCAGAAAUGCAAUCAAACAAGUAGCUGUUUUAUCCUAUGUUUAUGUACUAAUAUAUCCUACAUUUUACAAAAUAUUAUGCUACAAAUGUGGUAGGGAAUGUUCAUGAAUUUAAUUUGCAAUAAUAUGGUCUUUGAGUAACUACAAAUACAAUGAGUGCAGCUGUUUUUCUUAUUUUAAUAUUAUCAAUACAGUAUAUGUUAGAUCUAUUACAAUUAAAACCCAAAUGAGGAUCUUCACUAAUAAUGUAAUUGUAAUUAAUUCAUAUUGAAAUGCACCAUUUAGGCCAAAAUAACCGAGAUUGAAAACUUGGCUGUUUUAUACUGAAUUUUGAAAUUCAUUUUUCAAUUCAUAGCAAAUAGCUGUUUAUUUAUUAAACAUGAGUAUAUUGCGGUUUAGAUUUUUUUGUUGUUUUGUUUUUAUUUUAUUUUUACUUGUUUUUGUGUUUUUUUUUUUUUCUAAAUAUUUUUGUGAUCUGGAUAGGGGCCAUUUCAACAGUUAAACUUUCUUUACCCAUGAGUGGUUGUAUUAGAAGAUUAAUUUCCAGUGCCAUUUAAUAAAAGAUCGCUUGAAAGAAGUUUAGACAUUUAAUACGCUAGUGAGUGGCUGUUAUCUGUUUGUUACCUACUGUAGUUUCCUGGUAACUAUAUUAUAUCAUUGCUGUAAUCUUAUACUUUGUUACCUUGUUUACCAUGCAAUAGUCCUGGGCAUCAAGCAGAAAGAAUAGUCUUAUGAUUCAAUAAAUAUACAAACACGGUGAAUGAGAAUCUAACACCGAGUCUGUAAUGGUUGUGGGGUAAUUAGGACAUUACCCAACAUAGAAAUUAAUAAGAACAUUAGUACAGACUAGUAAGAAACAAUACCAAUCCUUUUACCCUUAUGCAACUACUAGUCCAACAUUGGAAUGAGAAACCCUUAAAAAUGUAUAGUUCACAACUUUAUUAAGUCGCUAUAGUGAUGAUACAAAAACACACACACACAAACAGUGCCAGAAAAAUGUGAUAAAGUGAAAAAAUAAAUAAAAUUGGACAAGCAUAUGGAUCCUAUAUAGAUCGUCAGAAUGAUCUCCCAGCUUGGAAAUAGACUAGAAAGCAGGUGAACGUAACCUGAUACUAUGCUGCAAAAUUGCAUACAAAUUGAAAGCACCCAGCUAUGUCUUAUGAGCUGCUGGGGGCUCGAAAGGUCUGAUAUAGUAUCUAAUAUAAAACAAUAAAUAUAGAUAAAGAAUAGCAGACUGAUCGUAAGUCAGUGUAAUGGAUCAUAGGCAGAAAUUGUAAAGACGGCUCUGUAUGGUGUUAACCAGUGACUCUGUCUUAUUAAUCAGCUUUACUAAUUGUUAAGAAACUAUAGAAAGAAAAGGAAAUUGGAAAAUAUGGGAUAAUCCAAAGCAGUAAACCCCAGGCUGAGAAACUAUAACAGCCGGGAAACCAACAAUUGAAUAUAAAAUUGCCCCUAGUAUAAUAUCCUUUAUGGUCAAGUGCUGAGAGCCAAUUUAAUAAUAUAUAGAUGAUAGACAAGCAUGCAGACCUAAAUUGGUCCGCUCAUAAGUAAAGGAACAAGUAGUCCCUAUACCCUGAAGAUACAGAGAUUAGCCAAUAGUAUAGAAAAGAGAGCUAAAACAAAAUUCUGUAAAUAACUGCUUCAGGGUAACCCCUCAUAAACUAGAUAUGGCCAGUGUGAAAUAAGCUAGACACUGCUGCUUCAAGGCAGCCUAUCACCUUACUAAAAUAGCCAAUACUAACUCAUCUACUACUGCCUAUAAAUAGAAACUGCCUAUUUGCCCAGGGAGAUCGUUAAGAUUUAUAGUAAUAGCAAGUUGCUAAGGCAUGCAAAAGCUGUCCAAGUAUUAAAAAUGACCAGUGGAGCAUCUGCACGAUGCACGUUUCGGCCCUUAUAUAUAUAUGUAUAUAUUCCCAGCUCUUUGUCUCUUUGUGCUGUUCCAGAUUGAUGUUUCAUUCCAUUCCAAUAUUUUGAACCCACUCACCUUUGAAGAGGGAUUUGAAAUACUUCGCACUCUUCAUCCUUCCAUCCCACGACAACAUUUGUAGGUCACAAUUUAUGACUUCAUAAAAGGAAAGUUGUGUGCACUGUAGGAGUGCCUAGUUGCCACUUAUGUAAGUAGUCAAACCGUUUGCUUUCCUGGGGUCUGGUGGGUGACCCACGCUGCCUCUCUCCAACUGGAAGCUCUCUUCUUGCAGGGCUUGCCUCAUUAGCUGAGAGUGAUCAGCUGACAUUCUUAGCUGAUUGCCCAGGUAAGAAGUAAAAAUGUUAGCAAACAGCUUGACUUCUUACAUUGGGGAGCACCAGGACACUCCUGGUACCAUAAUCAUUCCUAAUUAAAAAUUAAAUAAGGUAGGCACACUCAAUAUGAAAUAUAUGCAAGCUCCCAAGUGGAGCUCUAUGAAAAUACGAUAUGGGGUGCUCACUCACAUAAGGCUUUAUCCCCAAAAGCCCAAAUACAUAUAAGAGAUGCUCUUUGAUAAAGGCAUUUUUGCCAAAACGUUGGGGGUGUUUUGGUGACUGACUCUGUCCCUGCUUCUCACUAGGUCUAGUAUGUUUAUUGCUAUAUAUUUUUGUAUAUUUAUAUCUGCGUUUGUGGGGUUGGAUUAGAUUGGUAUUUUAUUUCUCUAUUUUUGUCUAUUGAGACUCUGUUAUUCAUAUAAGAUGCUUUUGGCGUUUAUACAUAUAUAUUCAGAAUUUUUCUGAUCAUUGCUGUAUAGCGUGACAUGAUCCUAUAUUUUGGAUCUUUAUGUUAUGUGAUAUUCUUAUAGAGUAUACCCACUUAAUAAAGAUUGUUUUAUUAUUAUUGAUGGUUGUGCUCCUUACUCUAUUAAUAACCAUAAUCAUUCCUAACAGCAGGUGGCAAUGUGGCAUGUCCUCUUUCUGCUGCACUAUAGAUUUCUCUCUGACUCGGACUACAGAUCAGGAGCAAGCUUCUGCCUACUAGUAAGAAAGGGAGUACAGGACUGGACAAGUGAUUACUGAGAAGAGAAGAAUUCAGAGUUUGUGAUAAGUGAGAGAGAGAGGGGUUGAGAGCUGUAUGAUGGAUACCUGAUACAUACGGAUAGACUGGGUUGAGAAAUGGAGGACAGGGUUAACAUACAGUGAGGGAAAAAAGUAUUUGAUCCCCUGCUGAUUUUGACCGUUUGUCCACUGACAAAGAAAUGAUCAGUCUAUAAUUUUAAUGGUAGGUGUAUUUUAACAGUGAGAGACAGACUUGCAAAAAAAAAAAAACUCCAGAAAUACGCAUGUCAAAAAAGUUAUAAAUUGAUUUGCAUGUCAAUGAGUGAAGUAAGUGUUUGAUCCCCUAUCAAUUAGCAAGAUUUCUGGCUCCCAGGUGUCUUUUAUACAAGUAACGAACUGAGAUAAGGAGCACUCUCUUAAAGGGAGUGCUCCUAAUCUCAGCUCAUUACCUGUAUAAAAGACAUCUGUCCCCAGAAGCAAUCAAUCAGAUUCCAAACUCUCCACCAUGGCCAAAACCAAAGAGCUGUCCAAGGAUGUCAGGGACAAGAUUGUAGACCUACACAAGGCUGGAAUGGGCUACAAGACCAUCGUCAAGCAGCUUAGAGAGAAGGUGACAACAGUUGGUGCUAUUAUUCAGAAAUGGGAGAAACACAAAAUAACUGUUAGUCUCCCUCAGUCUGGUGCUCCAUGCAAGAUCUCACCUUGUGGAGUUUCAAUGAUCAUGAGAACGGUGAGGAAUCAGCCCAGAGGCAUCCAACAAUAGCUCAGGAGAUACCAAUCCCAUCAGACACCUGGGAAGAAGUCAAACCAUUCUAAAACAGAGGAAUCAGCCCAGAACUACGCGGGAGGAUCUUGUUAAUGAUCUCAAGGAAGGUGGGACCAUAGCCACCAAGACAACAAUUGGUAACACACUAUACCAUGAAGGAGUGAAAUUCUACAGCGCCUGCAAGUCCCCCUGCUCAAGACAGCAGAUGUAGAUGUACAGGCCCGUCUGACGUUUACCAAUGAACAUCUGAAUGAUUCAGAGGAGAACUGGGUGAAAAUGUUGUGGUCAGAUGAGACCAAAAUAGAGCUCUUUGGCAUCAACUCAUCUCACUGUGUUUGAAGGAGGAGGAAUGCUGCCUAUGACCCAAAGAACACCAUCCCCACUGUCAAACAUGGAGUUGGAAACAUUAUGCUUUGGGGGUGUUUUUCUGCUAAUGGAACAGGACAACUGCACUGCAUCAAAGGGACAAUGGACAGGGCCAUGUACCGUCUGAUCUUUAGUGAGAACCUCCUUCCCUCAGCCAGGGCAUUGAAAAUGGGUCAGGAUGGGUAUUCCAGCAUGACAAUGAUCGAAAACACACAGCCAAGGCAACAAAGGAGUGACUCAAGAAGAAGCACAUUAAGGUCCUGGAGUGGCCUAGCCAGUCUCCAGACCUUAAUCCAAUAGAAGAGGGAGCUGAAGGUUUGAGUUGCCAAACAUCAGCCUCAAAACCUUAAUUGUUUGGAGAGGAUCUGCAAAGAGGAGUGGGACAAAAUCCCUCCUGAGAUGUGUGCAAACCUGGUGGCCAACUACAAGAAACGUCAGACCUCUGUGAUUGCCAACAAGGGUUUUGCCAAGUACUAAGUCGAAAGGGGUCAAACACUUAUUUCACUCAUUGACAUGCAAAUCAAUUUAUAACUUUUUUGACAUGCGUUUUUCUUGGGUUUUUUUGUUUUUGUUAUUCUGUCUCUCACUGUUAAAAACACCUACCAUUAAAAUUAUAGACUGAUCAUAUCUUUGUCAGUGGGCAAACAUUCAAAGUAAGCAGGGGAUCAAAUACUUUUUUUCCCUCACUGUAGGUUAUGUGUAUGCUUAAAAAUCCAACCUGCACGAGUUUCAGCUGUUAUAAAAGAAAGGUAAUUAUUACAAAUGUAGCAGAACAUUGUUGUUAAUUAAGAGAAAUAUAAAUAAAAUGAACAGAUAAUAAGAAAGUAUAAAAUGUGGAGAGAAGCCAUGAAUCGAAAGUAUAGUACACAUGGACAUGGGUAUUUACAGAGAGAAAGUGCACAAAUACAAACUGACUGUGUGUGCUGUGUACUCAAAAUAGUGUUAUUUGGGCAAGGAAAUACAUAUUUAGUUGGCAACCAAAAGGCUGUCAACUUGCAUGUGUGCCAGGCAAACAUCUUAUAUGGCAGUAACGCUUCCUAAACCACAAGUUCUCAAUCUGUGGUAUUCGUGCCCCAGUGGGUACAUGCACCACAGGUAAACGGGUAUGCCUGGAGCCCAAAUGUGCUGUGUCCAGAGGGGGGUGGCUGUAGCAAGGAAACGAAGAAGGGCUGAUGUCUGUGGUGCUCUUCCUGUACUGUUCCCUUGUGCCCUGAGGUGAUGCCAAAGGUAUGACCUCACUCCAGCAAUGACAUCACCAAGCAGCAGGCAAAGAAGUAGUGCUGGAAGAGCACGAAGAUUACACAAGCCCCACACCGGACCCCAGGGAAAGGAUCCCUACUGAUCCCAAUGGAAUGGAUCCACUCCAGCUCUCCCAAAGAUAAAAUAAUAAUUUUAAAAAAUGUUAUUAAUAAAAAAGUAUAAUUUAUUAGUGUGUGUGUGUUUAUCAGUGAAUAUGUGUGUGUCUGUCAAUGUGUGUCAAAUCAGUGAGAGUGUUUGUCAGUGUGUGUCAAAUCACUGAGAAUGUGUGUCUGUCAAUGUGUGUCAAAUCAGUGAGAGCGUGUGUCAAGUCAGUGAGUGUGUUUGUCAAAUUCACGUCAUAUUUAUUUUUUAAAUAUUAUUUACUACCUCUAAUCAGGAUUGUUCUCCAAUAUGGGGUUAAUUUAAAUAUCCGUGCCAUAUGCAUGAUUUGGAAUUUAAAUCAAUAGAAACUACUUUCUCGAGGCAGAGGUACUUAAAAUAUUUUUUUAGACCUGUAGGGUUAUUCUUUGUAAAAGGUUGAGACACACUUCCCUAAAUGACUCUGGCAUGCUUUCACAAAUGCAAGGUGCGUCACACACCCUCUAUAAUGGUCAUCCCUUAAUAUAAGGAUUAUCAGGACCACACACUGGGAGGUAUGGGAAUUUUUCUGAUGUCCCUGAGAAGCAUGAUACCAUUGAUGUACCAAAACCCACCAGAUCCAGGACUCGUAUGAGGUGUGGCUGUUUUUGCACUUUUAGCCUAAAGAGUUUGCAAUUUGGCUCCUCAUCAUUGUCCACACCAGGACCAUUAGGCUUUUCAUCCACCAUGCAUACAAUGGACUCCUUCAAAGAAACCCCAGACAUUACCCAGUAUGGGGACACACACUCAGGCAGUCUUUUGACCGCUUUCAAUGGACACUCUAAAUCCUGAGCUUAAUGAAGUGGUUUUGGUGUAUAGAUCAUGCCCCCUGCACUUCCACUGUUCAAUUCUCUCUAUUUUGUGUAUUUCACAAAAUACGGCUGAUGGCCGCGGAUAGUAGGAAGACUGAGAAGGAAGAUACAGAGCCACCCUGGGCAAUCACUUCUAGACCAACAGCUUCCAUAGGUGACUGAAUGGUUGUUUGUGGAGUUCUUUGCAUGCCUUGCUGAAUAUCAUGAGAAUUUAUUGCACUUUAUAUUUAUUAUGAUUUUUUUUUGUUUUUUUUAAAUUCUUUAUUUUUGUUGUGCAUUUGCUUAACAUAGUCGCCUGAGAUGCCACAACAGUUUUCCCAGGCUUCAAUACAUAAAACAUAAAUAAACAUUUGCAUUAGGAUACAGUGCACAUUUUUGGGGUUAGGUUCAUACGUUACAACAUUCUGCCUGAAGCUAUCGCUAGAUCGCCACAUUCUCCUGUCUAGAGGAAGUAGUUGUAUGUGUUCAAUAUGCUCUUUACGCCUAGAGUAUGACUUGGGUUCUUAGUAACCAUUCCUCGUCCUGUGUAAGUGGUACUUGGUGUUGGCUGUGGCGAUAAUGAAAGUUGCCACACUUCUUGUCAUUGUGGCAAUGUCUAGGGCCCAAUGUCCUAUCGUGUUUGGUUUGGGCGUAGGUAUCUCUGUACCUAGGUUGCCCUAUGUGCUUCGUUGAUGCUCAUGUGGUGUGCGUGUGGUCAGUAGCCCCUAACCAAGGAGGCUGCAGGGGGGCGGAAAGAACGCGGUGGCAGCCCUGUUUCUGGCCCUAUCGUGGGAAUGUUUUGCUAUGUAGCGUGUUAACCGUUAGUGGUUGUGUUGGUGCGUGGGUCUUACAGAGGUACCUAGUUUUUGCUAGGCUAGUUGAAGAGUAAUAAAUGUUAAAUACAAGUUAAAACCAAACUAAAACAAAUUAAAACAGCAAUGGCGCCAGUAGUGAGUUUUGCCUGUUGGUAUCAAGGCAGUCAUUGUGUCAGGUGGCUGCCACAGGGGCUCCUCUUCCCCUUGGUACACAAGGGACUGUCCUGGUGGGGUCCCAUGUAUGGGAGCUGGCGGGCUCAUCCGUGUGGUCAGGUCCUUGUGGGAGCCCCAGUGCCCGAGGAAGGAGUCCACCUCCUGAGUGGAGUUGAGGUGUAACGUGGCGCCAUUAUGGUCCACCGACAGUGUUUUUGGUGCUGUCCAGUGGUAAGUCAUCUUGGCGUCUUGGAGGCGAUGGGUCAUAGGGCGCAGGGGAUCUUGUCAGGGCCUGAUGUGAGACUCGCGGAUUCAAAGUCCAGUGGUGUUUUGCCUUUUAAGGCUGCAAAGAUUGCAUUUCUGUCUGUUUGGGUAUGGCACCGGACGAUCACGUCCUUGGUUGCUUGGGGGGGUGCCUGCGGUGAUUUGCGGAUACGGAAUAUCCCUGCAAUAGCUUGCUUUUUGGCCUGUGCAUGUGGCAAUAUGGUGGCGACCAAGCGUCUGACAUAGUGUGGAAGCUCUGCCUGGCUUAUUUCCUCAGGGAUGCCCCUAAUUUUCACAUUGCUUUUGCGGCUUCUCUCCUCUACUGCAUCCAGCUUAUUGAUCAGGAUUGCGUGUGAGGUUUUUAAAUGGGACACUGUUUCUUUAAGGCUUCUCACUUCUUUUUGGACGUCUAUGGUGUCCUCUUCUGUGGUCUUCACUCGGUCUGUGACCGCUUGGACCUCUGUUUUCAUUAAGGCCAUAUCUGCUGCGGACAUUUGCCUUAGUUCCAGUAGGAGGUUCUUAAUGUCUAGUUUUGUGGCUGGUGUCAGCGCAUCAGGGUCAGCCUGUGUGCCCUGGGGUGGCAGUUGGUCUAGGGUGUCCCCUAUGGCGAGCUCCGAAUACGUGGAGCUGGUGUCUGGGUCGGGUGUGGCCGCCAUUUUCGGGACCACGGUGUGUUGGAGCAUGGUGCUAAUGUCUUGUGUAUCUUUGCACACACCUGUUGCUAUCCGCUGGGAUUUUCGUCCCAUGGUUGCCGGGUCGGUGGUUGUGUUCUCCGUGGGCGGUAAGGGUGUGGAGAAGACCGCGUUGUGGAGCGCCGUUUCAAAGCCCCUGUAGUACUACGUCCUGUCUGGCCGUAUAUGAAGGGCAUUGGUUGGUGGAAGGCUGUGCCCCCUUGUUCUAGCUGUCGUUUUUUUGGUCUGAGGGCUGUAAUGGCAGGUUUUAUCGACGAUUUAUCUCGCUUUUGCCUGAGCUUGCGGCGCUUGCGACCGCUCCGUUCAGUGGCUUAGCUCCGCCCCAAUAUUAUGAUGGUUUUAACAUCUAUCUACAUCUAAUGAUGAAAAUCAGUAAUGAUGGCAGGAGGACAUAGGAAUUAGUUUUGCAUAGGUGCCUGGAGGCCUUAGGCCAAACCUGGAAGCAACAAACCAAAAGCAAGUACGGUGGUUGCUUGGCAGGGGGUGAGAUUUUAAGGCAUUUUUACAUCUCAUUACGUCUUGGACAUUUUAUAGUGAAAGACACUGGAGCUUCAGCUCCAUUACCUCUUGCUAAUGUGGUUCUGAUCGCAAAUAAAUGAUAUGCAAAAACUUUUUAUGAAAAAUAACUUGUUAAUGGAGGGGUUAAAUUAGAUGAAAGUGGUUACUGGAGUGAGGAAUUUCAGGAAUUUACUUGAAUAUAAGAUGAUAAAAAUGGGUAGGACUGGCCUGUAGUGAAAUGAUUGUUUGUUAAAACAAAUAAAUCUUGAAUACGCCAUAAAUACAAACAUGUAUCAUUGUACUGACUCCAAGCAAAACUAAAGGACACAAUACAUAGUUAAAGCCACACGACAAACAAAUACCUGUGGUUUUUAAGCAUGCCUCUCCAUACAAAUAAGGGAGUUUUACCACAUGUCCAGACUUGGCUACACGUUCCCAAUAAUUUAAUUAUUGCAUCACAUAGAACUUGUGAAAUGAUUUAGCUCUUGGUCAAUAUUUUUCAAGUUCCCUGGACUAUUCACAAUGUCUAUGACACUGAACUCACAAGCCCAAAAGUCAAAAGACAAGAUAAGGAAUAACCUGAACAUUUAAAGUAUACAAUUGUAAGUUAUUGGAGAUAUGUUCAAAAACAAGUCUGAGAUUACAGAUUAGAUGGCAAAUACACCAGAUUUAGUCUGUAGAUGUAUUAGGGUAAAUUAUGCAUACAAAAAUAAGAUUAGACUAAUGUCAAAAAUGUUUGCAUUUGCAGGCAUUUUAAAGAACAGUGGUAUAGGCCUGCAUGUUAUUGACCAGGUUUCAAACACAUUUUGUGAUGAUCCUUUUAUAUAUGUGAGUAAAUCAAUGGUAAGGAUAAUGAAUAGCCUUUAGUAAUGUUACACUGUAAGUAAAGGUGUGUAGUAUAGAGUCUGAGAUCAUAGAGCAGAUAUACACUAGCCAUUUAAUGAGUCCAGUAGUGAUAUUGCCUGCGUCCAUUGUGUAAUCAAUAAUAAUGGAAGAUAAGCUAAAAAAAAUAGGACAGAUGUUUCUUCAUUCUCAAACACUCUUGACACCAUUAAAGCAGCACUGUCACCCCUCUCCCCUUCAAAAUGAGUUUUAUAAAGAUAAAAUCUUUAUGAAAUACUCAUACUAACUGUGUUGGAAUUUCACUGACUUUGUCUCUGUGUUUUUCCUACACCUGACACUUCUAUACACUGGGCGGAACCAGAAGUGUCUAGAAGUGCCUAUCUGCCAGCCGUCAUCAGUGACGACUGUAGAGAUAUUAGCUGUAGCUUUGGAGGAUCUUGCGGUCUUUCGGGGUCCUCCACAGACCUCAAUGCUGUAUCAUUUAUACUGUCCAUUGCAGAUCACUGACUCCAAGAGUAAUUUAAUACCUUUUAAAUUAUUCAAUCAAAGUUUUACCGGUUGAAUUGCUAGUUCAAAACACAACCUGAGCUACAGAACACCCACUAGCUUUUUAUACAGUCUCAAAAUUUAAAAAAAAGACUAGACAGAAGAGCUUUCGUUCCAAAGGCUACACAAAUAACCAAGGGCCACCAUUACAAUGACAUUUGAUAUUAUGAUUGCAACACAUUGCUGGAGGAUUGUUGAUGGCAAAUACUGUAAAGAAAUGUAAAGAUCUUUUUAGUGUGUUUGAGAAAACGACAGAAUUUCCCCUGUUUUGUCCCUUUUUUUUAAAGCUUUUUCAAAUAUUUAGAAGACUUGCUUUGGUGGAAAAUCUUCUUCCAUAUUAACAAUAUAACAUUCACUCUUAAAAAUUUUCCUCUGUUAAACUCUUUUAAAACCACAGCUAUUCAGACAUUUUAGCAUUUCAAUGUCAUCUUCUCUGAGAAUUUGAUCUUACCUCUUUUAUAUUGUAAAAACGGCCCAAUAUAAUUGUAUUGUAUGGCUUUGUUCGCUUGCAUACAUGUCAUUGGACCUUGUCUCAACGAUCAAGGUGAAUGUGUCACCUCAGUUAUCAAACUUCUCAAUCCUCAUCAUUAUUUUUUCCCAGUGAUAAAGACAGGGACUAUAAUAAGACAUGAAACCAUUUAUUCUGUUCAUUGAACACAAUUCGCACAGUUAAAUUAUUCAAGCCAUGUGGAAAUAGAUCUGUAACUCCAGACAAAAUCUAAAUACGUGUUUUUUUUGUCUAAAAUGGAUGAAGAGCGAUAUACAUGGGAUCAAAAAGAAAAACACAGACAAGUAUGUCCAACUCUGAUAAAAGUUUAAUCAUGAUGUGACGGUGUGGGCUUACCGCAAACUCAGAAAGGUAACACUUGGUUGCUGGUCUUGUCAUUGAUGGGGAUGUUACACCAGCCUCGUACAUACGCUAUAAAAGAAAAAACAAUGUUUUAUGCUUUACUUUUCUCUACUCUGCUUUAGGCGGACAAUAUAUAUUCUGACGGACAUCAGAGUUUGCAACAGAUGGAGCUAGAGGAGAUUGAGAGCAAAAUAUCUGAUCUUGAUAAAUGGCGAGCAAUAUUUAGCUCCCAGGGGUAAGAAUAUAACUUUAAUUUGCUAAUGAUUUGCGGCUUAAUGAUUCUAUAAUUUCUUGUUUACUUGAUCUAAAGCUGUUCUAUUUGUUAAACACUGAAAACAAAAGCUUUUUUUCCCGCCUAACCAUUAUUUUUAUCCUUUGCAGGCUGGAAGUCAAGAAAACGCCUGCUGAGGUAAUAAGUGUGAUCACAAAUAAUGAUCUAGCAUAUUUGCACAUAGCAUAUUUGUUUGUCUGUUAAUGAGAGAACUUGCCAUUUGAAAGAGAACAUUUUAAGGAGGUGGAAAAAAGAGCAACUUUUCAUAGGUAUAUACUACUGACAAAAUGUCUGUGUACAAUGAACAUGCAAAGCAAUAGUGUAAAGUAAACCUCAAUAACUGUUUAUAUUUGGUAAAGGAAAAUAUAUUGCAACAUAAAGGCUAAUGCAUAAAAACAGAACAUAGAACAUGUACGUCUAACACAUAUAAAUCCCUUUACCUAUAAUCUGUGCUUGGUUUGUGAGUCAGUAGGAAUAAUUAUAAUCUAACAUUAAAAAACAUAGCAGUUUGGCCGUCUAACCUAAGAAGGUUACAAAAUACAUAGAAACACAGAGCCAAAGUACGUUGUUUAACUCAGUGGGACAUCACUAAGCCAUAGUAUGUCAUUAACCCUGGCAAUUUAGGGCCCCAUAGAGAAAUUCCCAACAGGGCAGCACAAAACUAGGAUAUACCACUGGUGGGGGGUGCAAAAACCAAAAAGGGCCAGGCAUUGUAUAUCACAAGGAAUACAGAUCUGUUUUGGUAUCCCUCUAAAAAAAAUUGGUCUUUUUUACAUGCUAUAUUUUUGCAUGCUGAAAUCUUUAUAGUUUUUGUACAAAAAUAAUUGUUUUGCAGAAUGCGCCAUACGCCUGCCUCCCUAGCCAUGCCCACUAAUGCCAGAAAGACUUCCUUAUCAAAUGAGCUGUUUGCACUUUGUGAAAAGGAGUCAAUUUAUUUUAGCUUCCUUAUGGCACAAUGUGCAUUAUUUAAAAUUUCUUAUCUCCUGCUCUGUUAGUAGCCUGCAUAAGCCUCCUGUGUGUGAUUACAAUUCUAUUAAAAGCUCGGGAAAUAAGAACUUCUAGAGUAAACACAUUGUGCUGCAAAAUCUGUGGAUGUUAGUGGAGGUUUGGCCAGGACUGCAUAAACAGAAACAAAAGUGAUGUAACUUCUAAAUGGCAGGCAGUUGAGCAGUGCCGCUGCACGGGCAUGUUCUAUACACAAAAACCGCUUGAUUGAACUAAAGUUGCUUUGAAACUUAGUGUCUUUUUAAUGAGGCUACACAAAUUCAUGGUUCUGGGGCCCCUGUCUAACUCUUGGGCCCUAGGCAGCUAAGUUAGUUAACCCAGCUCUGCUUUUGAUAGAGAAUAAUUAUUUUCAUUUUAUCAUGACCGAUUACAUUGCCGUCAUAAUGGCUAUACAAAUUAUAAUGGGUCUCUACACUAUUGAGUUUGUAUGUAUGCACAUAUGUAUUAUUCGUUCUCUCACUAAAUAAGUGCAUGUCUGACACCUUUGAGUGGUACACUAAAUAGAUCAGUGGUUUCCAACAUUUUUGGACCAAAGCACACUUCAGUGAGAGAAAGAAUUUUAAGGUGUACCUACAUUUUACUUUCUUUCUACUUUCAUAGAAUUCGCAAAUGUCGAAUUUACUUGAAGACUUGCUAGGAAACUCUUUUUUAGCCAAAUUACCUUAUUACUUUUUAUUAAUCGACAGAUCAGAAUCCAUUUAUUUUUUCUUUCCAAAACCAGUUUACUGUGAAUGCAAGGUACAGUUGGCAGGUCAUGCAUGGUGUCUACAUUAAUAAGUCAGACAGAUCAUCACAACAAUUGCAGAGUACAUGUAAGGCAUUUUACAUUCACAUUUUUAAGUUUAAUAGUGAAACAAAGUAAAACAAACCAAAAAAAAACGUGUCCUGUCCAACUAAGUCACAAGUGAGAAUCCAUAUUUCGAUACAUAAACGUACUAAAAAAAACACCAAAAUGUAUUUUAAGGAGUGCAUUCCACCUGUUACAGCCACAAGUCUUUGAGGUUGCUGUACGAGAGUACACUGCAAACCACUGCACUUGGUGACUAAGCAGUGACAUAACAAAAGAAAGUUGCAAUGCAGAAAAAUGCAAUGUUUACAAAUCCCCUUAAUCCAAGAAUUGCACCUCCUCAAUCUCAUAAAUCCCUGAUGGGCUAAGAGGGAGAAAAUGCAAAAUGCCGCAUACCGGUAGAUUUUUUCUCUCCAUUGUGUAAUGGUGUGUAUGUACUUGAUUUUUACUUUAACAUUAACACUUGCCUAAACCGAAACUAUAACUUGGGGUCUCCCGUGAUCAUCCAAGAGCCCAUGUUUUUCAGACUGAUGUCUUCUCUUACGUAUGAGAACAUCUCAUCAGAUCACCUGUAAUGUAAAACUUUCAUUGUUUGGGAGGUGAGUUAAGAGGAGGAUAUAGGGAUUUUACCUUCAAAUAAAAAAGUGAACAAAUUUAAAUAAAAAUUCCUGCACCGGGCAUCCGCCUCAUUGUUAAACUCCCUAACAAUAUGAGGGAGAUUACUUGAAAAUAAUUUUUUUUUUUUAAAUAGGCAAAAACUUUUAAUAUCUGCAAUGCAUGGUGGAAAAAUUACUUUACAAGUGAAACAUAAGAGCUAAUUUCAUUGUAUAGAUUGCCUUUGUUUACUAAAGAAUUUGGCAAACUUUUACAUCUAUCUGUAAUCGAGAAGUGUCAGCAUUCUGGCAGAGAGGUAGCAUUUUAAAUGUCACUCAACAAAGUCCUUCGACCUGUGCCUUCUUUUGUUACACAAUCUACUAUGAGUGUUUGUACAAACUCACUUCUAAAGAAAGACACCUCAAAUUUAAGUUACAUUGAGCUAUUGCAGGAAGAAGUAGAGAAGAAACCAGCAGUAAGUGGUACUAUUAUUCUGUCUUAUGUUUCAAUAUUUAGAGCCUUAUUCAUUGUCAGGGCAAAGCUCAAGACAUAACAAGGGACGUUGAGUUGCAUGAAGCAUAUUGAAGUAGAGUCAUUACACAUAAAUAUCAGAGGAAACAUUAUUAUCAAAAUGUGAUUCAUAGGCCAUUAACCCCUUCAGGACACAUGAUAGAAAUAUUCCGUCAUGAUUCCCUUUUAUUUCUGAAGUUGUGUCCUUAAUGGGUUAAAAAAACUGUUCCCAUUUAUUUAUAGAAACGUCAUCUAUGAUACAUUAGCCAUCUAACAAUUAUAUCUAAUUGUGCAUUUAUGUUUGCUUUACCAAGCAGAACAAAUAUGCAGAAUUGAGUUUUCACUUGCAUGCAAAUUGCAAGAUGAUAUUAGUAUUUUUUAUAGUAUUAGGAUCAUUCCAAUUUAUUUAAAAAAACAAAACAACAAAUACUGUAUUUUAGCAGUAAUAGUAAUUUUAGUUAAUAUAUGUCUUGUCAAAACAAAGCAAAUGAAGAGAGAAGGAUUCAUUUAGAAUUAGUAUUGCAACAUACUAAGCUAGAGAAUGCCAAUUUCUACUUGUAAUUGAGAUAUUGGCAGUUAAAAAUAUAUUUGUUAUCAACAUUACAUUAGCUCACCACCCACCAUCUGUGAAGCAGGUCGCUGGUGGGCAGUGUAAAAAUAGGCAGGGCCAGCAAUACCCAAAGCUGGAAGACCAACCUGGAAAGGUCUGCCUCAAAUCUUAAAAGGUAAAAAAGAAUAAAGGAUCCACAAAACUAAGUUAAUCAAAUGAAAAUAUAUUCCAAAGUGGACCCAGACUGGAUUGUCGGGAACCAAGAGGUCUUUAUCGAGAGUUUUAUUCAUCCUUAUUUUUGUGAUGAUGUUCCCAUUGCAUCAGGGUUUGCAUGUGUAUAUGUUGUUUACAUGUGUGUAUUUUUUUUAUAUGCCUUUUUUCCGCUGGGUCCACUUUCUGGUGGAAAAAAAUCUUUAUUUGAUUAACUUAGUGUUGCCGCUCCAUCAUUCUUUUUUACUUUGCCAAGUUGAUUGGGGAGUCACCUUGGAAGCUGGCACCUAUACUAUACAGGAAGUGUUCUGAAUCUCCUACAAGUAAAUACUGAAAUAUUGGAAGGUCAGUCUGACAUGACUUUCUUUCAGACUGCUGGCCAAUGAAGAAGGCUGACCUCGCUCAGAGUGCUGUUUCAGUACUCACUCUAUGGUCCUAGUGUUCUGAGCAGGACUCCAGGGAACAAAUUCGGGAUGGCAGGACAAGACCAUAAAAUAGGUUGUGGCCUGCUGCAAUUGGACGAUCAGGAGGCCUAUGUUAAGGAGCAGAGCAGACAUGUUAGUUAUUAUAUCAUCAUCUCUAACAGCAGCAAUGCAACCACAGUCAGUGAAUAAACCUCAGGGUUAUUAAUUGAUCUAGGAAUUAUCAGUUAUUAAACAGGAAAUUGUAGAUUUUCAGCUAAAGUAUGCAUACUGAAAACAUGGCUGAAUUGUAAAAUUUGCUUGGUUCACCUACUUUGGACAUAAAGCUUUAAAUUCUCUGUUCGAUUCCCAACACUUUCUGGUUUAGUGAAUAACCAUGAGUGUAACUAAAACACAUACUUUUAAAUUCACAGCAAGAAUUAUAAUUUGAUUGUACCUGAUGUAGCACAUUUCCUAUAAAUAUCUCUCUGUUUAUAUCAGUUUAAUCUGAGUGAUAGAAUUAUUAAUGGUAUAAUUGCAAGUACUGUUCUUUAACCAGGAUAAUCAGAAAGAUGGAGAUGGUGGUGGGGACAAAGCAGAAGAUUCCAGCAGCAAGAAGCGAAGUGCACUUCCAUUUAAUGUUCUCUAUUCAGUCCCGCGGGAGCUAAUAAUACCAUCAGAUCUUGGUGGCCAGCCGAUUUCUAAAGAAACAGCAAUGGUAAGCUUCACUUUUCAAUAAAACAAGGGUUGAAACCUUAGAACAUGUAAACAAAGGGCCCAGGGAAUCGUAUCUGCUGCUGUGCACAGAUCAGGACUUUAUUGAAUUCCAGAACUAACGUUUUGUGUUGGCAAACAAGAAAUAGCUACAGUUAUUUAGUGAUGAUGUUUGUAAUAAUAACAAUCCAUUAUUACUUAUAGCUUUUAUUCCAAAGGAGAAUAAAAGUGCAUUGCCGCAUGCUGUCAGGUUUUAACGCACUGGAGAGCUGAUUAAGAGGUGUUAUUUUUACUCAACUUAAUGCUACUAAUUUUAUGGAAGAAUAAAAGUCUGAGUGGACUUUGCCAAGAAUUAGACCUGCCACAUUGAGGGUUUUGCAGGUGUAUGAAUCAAAAGUACUACUACAAGAUUUAGAGUUAAAAAAAAAAGACCCUCCCCAUACAGUUCUAAUACUAUGUUUUGUUAGUUUGUUGAAAUCUCAGUUCCUAAGAUGUAUUAUGAAUUUUUAUUUGUACAGUUCUUUAAAGGGACAGAUCAUUGCAUUUGCAUUGACCCCCAACAUGCUUGUAUAACAGUAUACACAGAUGUAGUUGUUUAAACUGUAUAUAGAUAUACACACACAUAAUCUUUAUUCGUGACUACAUAAAUUCACUUUAACUGAAAUUUCCCCAUAAAGAUUGAAUAUAUAACUAUUAUAGAGAUGUAUGAUAUAUUCACUGUAAAGUGUUUAGAUACUAACACUACUUACCUUUUUUUUCAGUGCCACAAUUGUAUUGCUGUAGCACUCACAUGCCUUGUGAUUUAACUUUCCCUGCUUGGGGACAUUUUGCCAAACAGGGCAAUCCUCCUCCAUAAUGCCACACACUGGCUUCAUUGCCAGUUUGACAGCUUCUGUAUGGAGAGGCAUUAGUCACUCCAUUCCUAUACUUCCUACCAAACACUAGAAGCACUGACUAGUCUGUAACCAUAGCAACCACAGCACAUGCUAGAGAAAAUGAGUAUGGUUCUCCUGCUCUCCAUGUCAGUCACUUCUUUGGCAGAGGUCUAUGCUGACUAAUUGAUUGACAGGUGGGGGAGGGACCUAUUUUAUAUAGUUUUGUUUUUUUAUCUAAAGACAUACAUGACUGAUCUUUGCAGAUACUUGCUGACAUUGCACAUUUUUACUGGGCCUAUUGACUGUAUUGUUCCUAAAUCUUUCUUGUUCCAAAUUCCUCUGACAUUGCCCAUGAAGGAUACAUGGUGCAAGUUUAUUAUUGUACCUAAAAUUCACAACUUCAUUUUUAUCUGACUGUGCCCAAUCUCCUCUGAGACUACCCAAUCCACCAAUGCAUCCAAAUUCCUCUGUUCAAACUACUUCUCUCUCAUCAGAAAAUAUUGACAGACAAGAGACGUUGAAUGUCAAUCCCUGACACUCCCAGUGAAGUAGGCAAUUUAGCUUAGUUACACUACUAGUUACACUCAAAAGAACAUUCCAAGAUUGGAUUUAUUAGCCUGAAGUAAUUUGCUAUUUACCAGACAAGGGUGAAUUUAUUUCUCUCCAUUUUAGAUGUAUUUUCUCAUAACAUGAUUUAAUAUGGAUCUGUUUACUUUCAAAGGAGUUAAGAAGAAUACUUUUUGGAAACACAUUUUAUACAUUCAACUAUGAGUGGAAAAAAUCCUUCUUCAAAUUUCGGGAUCCGUAUUCAGACCUGGCCUAUUCCCUGGAAGCAGAAAAAGUGAGUAAUCGACGAUAGCGCUGCUUCCUAAAGAGAAGAAAAUUGCCAGUCACUAAUUAUUUUCUAUUUCGGCUAUUCAUGGCCUUUCUCAUUAAUUAAAUACUGCAUUCUGCUUGUAUUAAGGCAUAACUUUACAUAAAUAUGACAAAAAAAUCAUAUUAAAUAAAAAAUAGAAUAAAUAAAUAUGACUCUAGAAUCAUAUCUACGAAACCUCUGUCAUCAAAAGAACAUCGUGUUUUGCCAUUUCAAAGGAGAUCAACAUAUUCACCAUCCAUAUUAAUUUAUGCUGUGUCCAAUCAGGCCCUAAUAUAAGCUAUAUUUUCUUCUUUUUAAUGCUCAGCAGGCGAGGUGUAUAAAUGUCAUGAUAUGAAAAUUAGUUUUAGUUUCUAAAUGUGGAGUAACCACCAAUGAAAUGUACCUGCUAGUUCAACUUGUUUCCAUGGUGAUUACCCUACUUUUCUGAUAACACGAUAUUGAUGAUGAAUCUAUCCAGAUGCAUCUACACAAAAAUAUGAACAGAUGUAUCUUUUCUCCGUAGGGUGGAACCAGAGCUAUUCAGAUGGCGGUCCAGGCCCAUAUCAUUAAAUUCCUGAUUUUUACAAAUAAUAGCGAUGAACAUGGCUCUCUUCAGAGGUAGGUGAGGAAGCACAGCAGUCCUUGUUUAACAGGCAAAAUGAUCCAUACUUUGUAUAGACAACUUUAGUUAUGGUAGUUCCAACAUUCGUGAUAUUACAUACAGUGCAUUCAGAAAGUAUUCAGACCCCUUCCAUUUUUUUUAACCUUUUUUUCUGAAGUAGUCUUAUGCUACAGUUGUUUAAUUAUUAUUUUUUUUACUUUAAUCUACACGCAAUACCCCAUAAAAGGCAAAAUCCUGAUUUUUGAAAGCUUUUCAAAUUUAUCAAAAAGAAAAAAACUGAAAUCUCACAUUGACAUACGUAUUCAGAACCUUUGCUCUGACACUUGAAAUUUAGCUUAUAUGCAUCCCAUCUUUCUCGAUCUUCUUUGAGAAGUUUGUACAUUUUGAUUGGAGUCUUCCUGUGGCAAAUUCUCCAUUUCAAACUGGAUGGCAAGCGCAGUUUAACAGCGCAAAUGGACCCCACUGCUUUGUAUAAAGCCUCAGUGCUGGGAGGAAGUGAGUACAUUUAAUUUUCUCACAGCUUACCAAUGAUCCGCACAGGAGAGAGGGGAGGAUGAUAGAGAGCAGGGAGAUCCUGACCAGACUCGCAUAAAAUUCAGCCAGAUGCCACUGGACCCCAGGGAAGCCACUCUCCUACACCAAAAAGAUAUAGAAGCAAGGGGGUGGCUAAAAUAUGUAAUGUGAUCUUAGUUUGUAUGUGUGUAGAUGUUAUCUGUGUGUGUAUCUCCUAUGUAUAUAUGUGUUAUCUGUGUGUUUGUGUGUGUGUGUCAGUGUGUUUACAUGUGUGCAUCAGUGUGUAUGUGCACAGUGUCAGUGUCUGUGUAUGUAUCUGUGUGUGUGUGUGUAUAUGUGUCCGUGUGUAUCUGUGUGUGUUUGUAGGACACUGUAUGUGCAUACAUACCAGCAAUCAAACGUUAACUCUACACACAAACACUAAACACAAGUACACCAGUGUUUUUAAAUAACAACAGUAUACACAAACAUACAACUGCAUUCAAAUCCCAACACUAUACACAAAUACAUAUAUACAUUCAAACACACAAAGCUGCUCACAAAUAGAGCUCCGCAAUGCUGAGUAGGAUGAGUGCACGGUAGAUCCCCGGCAUUGUCUGAUAUUUACUUUUUGGCCAUGCUUGCACUAGAGGGGACCCAAAAUAAAUUGCAACUGCCUACAUAGGUUCUGCCACUGCUCUCAGGUCUAUCUCACAGGCUCAUUACCUUGGCGGUCUCUUUGAUUCCAACCCUUUCCUUCACAUCCAGUCAAUCACUGUAUCCUGUCGCUUCCACCUCAAAAAUAUAGCUUGCUCUGCCCUUACUUAACACCGUUUGCAGCUAGGGAGCUCGUCCAUGCAGCUUUCAUCUCCCGCCUUGACUACUACAAUAUGCUUCUCACCGGUUUCAUGCACUACCAGCUCAUUUUCCUGCCCCCUACCCUCCACGCGUCCCUCUUUCCCAGUCUGUCAGUCGUAAACUCUUUUAGCAAUCUAAUUUACAUCAUACCCUUGCCUCUUGUGCCAUUUCACCCUCUCCCCAUUUUUUCAGCCGUUUUUUUUUUUAGCAGGGCCCUACGCAUAUUCUGUUACUGUAAAUCCAUCUUGUUUGUUACGCCACCUGUUGAACAGCACCGCAGAAUUUGUUGGCACUUUAUAAAUUAUCAAAAUAAUAAAUUGGGGAUUAUUUGGCCUUAUCUAUAUAAGGUCUCACACUUGUAAAUGCAUUUCAGAGCGCAAACAAAGCUAUGAGGUCAAAGGAACUGCCUAUGAUUGUAUGAUUGUACACAGCUUUGGGGACGGCUACAAAACACUUUGGCUGCUUUAAAUGUUCCCAAGAGCACAGUGGCCAAAUAACACAAGAGUGGCUUAGGAACAAAUAUGUGAAUGUCCUUUUGUGGCCUAGCCAGAGCUCAGACUUGAACCCUAUUGAAUAUUUCUGGAGAUAAAUGAAAAUGGCUGUCCACAGCUGGUCCCUAUCCAACCUGAAAUAUUGAGAAGAUCUGCAGAGAUUAAUGGCAGAAAUGACCCAAAUCCAGGUUUUCCAAGCUUGUCAAGCCAAAAGACUUGAGAGUGUAAUCGUUGCCUAUGGUACUUCAACUAAGUAUUGAAUUAAGGGUUUGAAUACUUACAUCAAUGUGAUAUACCAGUUUUUAUCUCUUUAAUAUAUUCGCAAUGAUGUAAAAAAUCUGUUUUUUACCUUGUCAUUAUUAGGUAUUUAGCGUAAAAUUUUUUUACACAAUUGUAACCUAAGGCUGAAACAUAAAAAAAUAAUAAUUAAGGGGUAUGAAUAUGUUCUGAAUGCACUGUAGAUUAAUUUUUCCAGUAGGUUGAUGACAUUACAAACAACCGCAGUUGUUUAAGGGCAAAUAACAUUAUUUAGAUUAUAAAUCACAGGGCGCAUGAGCCUAAAAUAAGUUAAAUCCUAUAUUUACAUUUUUAUUUACAUGUUUUCUUUUCUCAAUAGUUUACAUGAGAUAGGCCCCAAACAGCAAGAAAGAGCCCUGGCUGCAUCUCUAACAAACAUUCUUUGGAUGACAGGAGAAGGUAAAAGAGCCACACUCUGCCUCAUCACCAACGAUUCCUACUUUACAGAGAGCAAGGACUACAAAACAGAUAACUUUACAGAACAAGUAUGUAAACAGCAUCAAUAAUGCAUAACUGGCGAUUGGCAAUUUUGUUUUCAGUUCCCAACCACUACUUCCUUACUUAGCAGAAUAACUUCUAAGAAUCACAAAUACAUUAAUACAAUCAAGGGUACAAACCUGAGACACAGAUAUAAAGGUAAAAACAGAUUAAUGCAGCUAUUCAUUGUUGUUGUUAUUAUUAUUAAAAAAAAAAAAAAACUUCCAAUCCGGCCCCCCCCCAGCCAUAGGGUUAUAUGGGGGGACCCAGAGUGCCCAUGUCUCAGGGCUAGGGGGAUAAGGACACUGCACCCAGACCGCUUCAUUGAGAUAAUGCGGUCUGGUUGCCUGUAGUGUCCCUUUUAGUAAUACAUACAAUAUAAGGUGGAGAUUCUUCUUAUUAUAACAGGUUAUCAAUAAUAGGUAAUCCUUUAAAUGGCAGAUUUGCCUUGGGAAUAUCCAACUGAUUACCAAAGGAAACACUAGUGUCCUGCAUGCGAGUGCUUCCUUCAAAUUCCACUCCAACCUGAAGUGUGCAUGUGAAGUUAUUUUCCUGCUCACGCAUUCCCAGUAUUAGGGCUCGUCUGUAUAGCUAACAUAUUAACAAUAAACCCUUUUAGUAAUGUACAGUACUAUAUAUAUAUAUAAAAAAAAAGAGAUAAACUUGGCACUCACCCUUUGAUGCAAAUAUAUAAAAGAAAUAUUGCCUGGGUGCAAACCUCAGCGUUAUAAAUACAAAAUAUGAAAAUAAGGUGCACUCUCAGGUCUUAAAAAAGUGCUUAAUUUAUUUCAGUUGCAAAUUACAUGUGCAAAAUAAAUCAUCCAGUGAUCGACGUUUCGACCCCUAUAGGGCCUUUUUCAAGAUCAAGAUCAUCUUGAAAAAGGCCCUAUAGGGGUCGAAACGUCGAUCACUGGAUGAUUUAUUUUGCACAUGUAAUUUGCAACUGAAAUAAAUUAAGCACUUUUUAAAGACCUGAGAGUGCACCUUAUUUGCAUAUUUUGUGUUUAUUUUUAUAUAUAUAUAUAUAUAUAUAUGUGUGUGUGUGUGUGUGUUUGUGUGAAAAUGGUUAGAGAACACAUUCAGACAAUAUGUAAAAUGUGGUUAGGGACCUUUGCUAGUUAGCUUACACAAAAAGCAAGAGAAGAACAUACCUCCCGAUUUCUAAUAGUUAAAGUGGCUCUGUCACCUUCUGGAGACUUUGCAUAUUUAGCAAAGACCCCCGAUGGUGACAUCUGCUUGGGGAAGAGAGGUGAGUUAUACUUCCUCAAUGUUGUCCCCUGUGGGUUCUGCCAUCUUCUUUCUUCAGUUACUGGUGCUUCAUCUGCCAAGAGACCAUGUCAGUGCUGUACUCUCGUUAAAGUGCAAAAAUAUAGCAUUGAAGUCCAUGGAAUAUCCUGUGAGAUUGCGGAGCCUCCAUAAAUGUUGUCUUCAAAUGAGCAAGAUAGUGCCUUAUUAAUACAGCCGUCGCUAGCAACAAAAUGUCAUAGAAUUAGCUACAAAGUGUACAGUCUACAGUAUUUUGUAAAGUGUUGUCAAGUUAGGGAUUUACCAUAAGACAAAUUAGUUCAUACUUUUUCUUAUGGUAUAUUUUGACUGCAUUAUAAUCUUAAUAAAAUUAAAUGAAAUAUCAACAGUCUUUAGAAGCUUUUCAUAAAGAAUGUAUCUUUACAAAAAAAACUAACUCUCUUUGGUGGGCAAGACCAUGGUCGACGAAAAAAGUUAAAUACACGUGCUCAGCGUCCUAUCCAGAUGUUGUCUUUGGGAAAUAGACAUAUGAGUGCUGCCAGCAUUGGUGCAGAGGUUUAAAUGGUGUCAACCUGUCAGCCUGUCAGUGCUCAGACUAUACUCCGCACACUGCAACAAAUUGGUCUGCAUGGCUGUCGUCCCAGAAAGAAUCCUCUUCUAAAGAUGAUGCACAAGAAAGCCCGCAAACAGUGUGCUGAAGACAAGCAGACUAAGAACAUGGAUUACUGGAACCAUGUCCUGUGGUCCGAUGAGACCAAGAUAAACUUAUUUUGUUCAGAUGGUGUCAAGCAUGUGUGGCGGCAACCAGGUGAGGAGUGCAAAGACAAGUGUGUCUUGCCUACAGUCAAGCAUGGUGGUGGGAGUGUCAUGGUCUGGGGCUGCAUGAGUGCUGCUGGCACUGGGGAGCUACAGUUCAUUGAGGGAACCAUGAAUGCCAACCUGUGCUGUGACAUGCUGAAGCAGAGCAUGAUCCCCUCCCUUCGGAGACUGGGCCGCAGGGCAAUAUUCCAACAUGAUAACGACCCCAAACACAUCUCUAAGAUUACCACUGUCUUCCUAAGAAGCUGAGGGUAAAGGUGAUGGACUGGCCAAGCAUGUCUCCAGACCUAAACCCUAUUGAGCAUCUAUGGGGACAUCCUCAAACGGAAGGUGGGGAGCGCACAGUCUCUAACAUCAUGAUGUCAUCAUGGAGGAGUGGAAGAGGACUCCGGUGGCAGCCUGUGAAGCUCUGGUGAUCUCCAUGCCCAGGAGGGUUAAGGCAGUGCUGUGUGGUGGCCACACAAAAUCUUGACACUUUGGGCCUAAUUUGGACAUUUCCACUUAGGGCUGCACUCAGUUUUGUUGCCAAGAGUUUAAACAUUAAUGGCUGUGUAUUAAGUUAUUUUGAGGGGACAGCAAAUUUACAUUGUUAUACAGGCCGUACACUGUCCUGUUUCUGUUGGGGGCGGAUCUACCCAUAAGUGAUGCUGCCAUGAUUAUCCAGGAAACAGAGGACACUCUUGAGUUAGGAAAUAGAUGGACAAUAAUUACUGAUUCUAAUCAGGUAAUUUUGUGGACAUAAAGCUGUAGGGCAAAGGCCGACAAAGCUUGGGGACUCAGAAAAUUGAGAGACACAUACACACAAAUACAGAAAGCUAUCAGGUACAAGCACACUAACCCGAGGGACAUAGAGUCACAAGGCUAGGGUGCACAGAAAGUUGGGGACACAUAGACACAACACAAGGGUACAUAGAUACACUAAGCACUGGAUCAAAUGGAUUAAUGCGAUUUGUUUGCUGUUUACUGUGUGUAUGUAAGUAGUCAAGUCAGUAAACAUAUAUAGAGGUUCAGCUGAAUUUAUUUAUUUAACUGAAAAUUGUAUUAAAGGUUUUAAAGAUUAUGGGGAAAGGUACAAAAGGCAAGAGAGAGGAAAAAGUCACAGUAUUUACACUGGUUACAUCAUAUUAGGAGAUUCAGCAGAUUGUAACAGCUAAUGAACAGCAGUAGAACAAAACUGGAAAUAGAGCAGAAAUAACUGAAUUUCAUUUUUUCUAAAUUGCCAAAUGGGUUUUACACAGCAAAGGUGAAUUUGGACAAUAGAACUUCAUUUUACUAGUAUUCGGCACUUUAGUAACAGACUUCAAGGGGGCAAGUAUAACACUAGACAAUAAAUAUUUGCUAAUUUUGUUUUAACUAAUAAGCAUAAAGUAAAUGUUGAAACUGUGUCAAUGUAUUUACAAAUGAAUGAAUUACUAGUUUUUGCAUGUUCAUAACAUUGUUAUGUUUUUUUGUGCAACAUAAUUAAUUUGUUCUUUGUGAAAAUAUCGUCAGUCUAUGUGAUGUGUAUUUUUCUAAACCCCUACACAGUUAUUAACCCGUAAUAGGGAACACAUCGGGUGGGCGGCAGCACUGUGACAUGGUUGUGUAUUGCAAAAGCAAAUACAAAAAUACAAAAACAUGGUCAAAUCUAUAUGCAUAUUUUUAAAAAAAACUGGAGGAUUUUAGUACCACUCCAGUGGCCACUUGAAUAUGUUCCCUAUUAUGGGUUUAUAUGUUUGUAGGGGUUUAGAAAAACACCCUUUCUGAUUUUCUUGCCUGUGACAGUAUAUACUUGCCUUUUUGGUUAAGGCAACCUCCUCAGGCAGGAAAAUAGUUUUUAUGUUGAUUUGGAAUAAAGUUAGGAUUAGAUAGUUACAUAAUAAUCUAAAUUGAAAAAAAGACCAUUGAGUUCAUCCUUUCGAUUUAGUUUAACUCAAAUAAAACGUCUUCAUUGUUGCUGUUUAAAGUCAACAGCUGCCAAGAAGCCUUGACCUACAGGCCUUGUUGAAGCAAUAUAAAUGUAGAAAUCUAUCAUGAAAUACAUUGAUUUAAUUGUUAAAACGAUACAUCCACCAGGUCACAACCUUGUGUGAUGAGUAAUUGCUUGCCCAGCCUGUCACAAUGCAAACAAAACACACACACAUUAAUUCAAGAACCUUGCGCAUUGUAACAUACUGUUGCAUAACUCACUACAAUAAUUUGUCUGUUUGAUUCAGAUAAUUCUAUAACAAUCACAGCAGCAGUGUAACCUUACCUUAUUUUUUCACACAUAAUGACAGGCUGUGACACAAAAACUGUACUCUAAACAGUUUCUAAUAAUUUCUGGGCCUCUUCUUCAAAUCCUGUGCCUCGUACAUACUGCAUAAUAGGGGACUGGAAAUCUUUUGGACCCUAACAGAAACUCUAUACCUGGGAAUAAUAGUAGUUCACUGACCCAAAUGAUUGCCUCUUCCUUUACCUGUGGACUGAAACAGGCCUUCCCUUCCCAAGAGAAAGGAUAGUCCUAUAUUAGGAUAGUCCAGGGGUAGAUCCCCCGAUGUUGUAGAACUACAACUCCCAUGAUGCCUUGCAUUUCUUUAGAAUGACAAAGCAUUAUGGAAGCUGUAGUUUUAAAACAGCUGAGGUUCUAACUUUUGAUCACCCCUGGGAUAGUCCGUAUCGGAAAAGUCUCAGGAUCAGUGUGCCCUGAAAAAUUGCCAUUUCUUGACAAAUCUGGGCAAGAAGUGGGAUAAGCUAGCUUCCAGUGUCCCAUAUCCAAAGAAAAACAUAUUACCCAGAGAGAUCCAACAAUUACCUCUCAUGCCCUUAGUCCCCAAGGCCUGUUCAGUUUCAGGGGUCCUCGGUAUUCUCAUGUAGUAUGCUAUGGAUUCCAACUAUUUGGAAGACGUCAACAAUACUGAUUUUGUGUUUGAAGAAUGACUGAGAUAAUGUUCUUAAAAUAUUUUUAAUUGACAGCUUCAAUUAUUUGAAUUCAUGGAGAAAGAAAAACUGGAAAAAUUCCUUUCCGCCCAUAUACAUUGCGUAAGUGUAUUGAUAUAUAAACAUCUAUUCACCUGUGGAUCAUUUAUCCCUUCAUCAAAUGUAAUUGCAUUUUUAAAACUUCAAAAACACAUUUAUUAAAUAAGGGGGUAAGGUAACACAAUUUUAAAUUCCUGGGAUCUGACAAUUGUUUGUUUUCACUUUCAUGUAUCUCCUAGUUUAGAAGCGAGGGGUGUCACGGUGUCAUAUUAUUCCUAUACAGCUUGCUUCUGUCUCGAACCUUCCAAAGGUAAGCAUUUUGUGAGUGGUUCUAUCACUAAAGACCAUAUACAAGUGUCAAAUGCCCUUCUUAUUAAACAUUUUCAGAUCUAUACAGUCUGGCCUCCAUUAAAUGAGUGAGCCUUUCCAUUUUGAUAUAGGAUAAAGUCUGUCUGUUAUAACAUAAUUAUUUGGUCAUUAGCCCAUAAGGAGUUAAUGGAAGGGCUAGGAACAAAGAUAUGCCUGGAGUAUAGAGAAAUAGAUAUCAAUUGGGAGGAGAAGAGAAAGAGUGUCCGGUGUUUAUGAACUGCAGUUAGGUUGUUGUUAGAAGGUUUAAAGUUUUGUCAGUGGGAACCUGCUGACCAAAAGUACAUGAAAUAUGCAGAGUUAAAGGGUCACUCAAACCAUGAUAACCACUACAUCUGUAGUGGUUAUGAUGUCGGGAGAACCUUGUCUUGAACCGUUUUAGUAACGGUUUACCCCCUUACCUGGAACCCUGCCCUGCUCUGAUGCUUCCUAAUGGUCCGGUAACAUGCAUCCUGUUCCUCCAGAGCUGCUCUCUGAAUUUUUCUUGGCUGACAGCAUCAGCUGACCGCUCUUAGCCAAUGACUGGAAAGUUGCACAGAAUUGACAUUAGCCAAUCUGGAACUCUAGUUCUGAGCUGGCUGAUGACACUCCAAAGACGCUGCCAGAGGUGGAGUUACAACUCUACCAGCUAAGAGGUUAAACUCCAUGCCUCCAGCUUUUGACAGUAAAACACUGCACAUACAGACUCCAGGCCCCGUGACCACUUCAAAUCACUCCAGUGCUCAUGAUGCUUGCAUUAACCCUUUUAAGUUCAGUGGUGCAGUAGCAUCAAUAUAAAUAUUGUGGAAUGAUCUUUCAGAAUGAUGAAAUGUCUAAUCAACUGAGGGUACUUGCAAAAGGUGCAAGCGUCCUUUUCAUACUUGUUUUAAUAUUCUUUAAAAACUAUUUUCUUUAUUAAUCUCAGCGAUGAAUACUUUUAUUUCUGGCACUAUUCAAUUUUAUUGGAACUGGUUAGAACAAAUAUGAAAAAGCUGUGAUAUAAAGUGAGAUUAUUUGUAUGUACGUUUUCAGUAACAUACUAUAUUUUUUAUAGACUUUGGGAAGACCUAGAUUUUACAACAACUCAUCUCUUACACUUCAAUCUUGGAAAUCACACAGCUAGACAGGUAUAGUGACUGGGAAAUUGUUUAACUACUUUUAAGCUAAACAUUAUUUUAAAUUCAUCAUAAAUCAUUAACAUCUACACUGCAAUCAGAGAAUUAUCAUAAAUUGUGCCCGUGUGCUUAUGUAUUAUUUAAGCAGCCGUAUCACUUUUAUUUUUUUUCAUCUGUAUUACUCUAUUGUGUCAGCAGGGGCAGCCUAGAUUUCCCCUUUUUUUAAAAUUUUUUGUAAAAAAAUGUUUAUAAAGGUAUACAUAAGGAAAAGCAGAGACUUUUCCUUUUGUGGAAACUGCAAGUUAAAAAAAAGUUGACAGAGCGUGGAGCUUUAAUCACGUUCCACAUUAUUUUCAACAUUGUCAUUGGUUCUUACUCACCUCCUCCCACCACAGAGUCGCCUCUUCACGAUGUUGAUGCUCACAGGAUCCUGCUGAAAUGGGCAUGGGUGUGAUUUGACAUGCAUGGGAAAUAUGCCACAGUAGAUUUACCAGGAUGGCAGCACCAUAAAUGAAGAUCCACAAGUUUUGGAUGGCUAGGGGGAUCCUAAGAAAUACUAGGGGCAGGGAUGAGCAAAAGUAAAAAAGGAUGCAUUAACCGUUUGAUAAAUUCUUGGUGUUAACUAGUGUUUGUUGCACUGCAUCUGUGCCAAUACACCAACUCUUUUUUUGGAUCAUCCACUCAAAGGCUUCUAAGCGGUUUAUAAUAAAUCACCAAAGAAAGGGUCUGAAUUAUUGUUUUGUGUUCCACAAGAGCCAUUGGUGCACUGCCAAGAAUGGUUAGAUCAGUAACAAUAACAAGCCGUAAUGCCUCAGAUUAUAGUGGAACUAGAACUUCUCCGCAAGCUUUAUUGUUUAUUGUUAAAAAGUUUUAUUGGGACGAGUAGUGCAUCGGAGGUAAGUAUAUUGCACUCUCCUGCUUUGGGAGCACCCAACGCAUGCUAGGGCAUGUGUGAGAAAUGCUUUAUAAAUGCAUGCAUUCUCUAACAAGUGCUGUCUGUGUGUGUGUGUCUGCCUGUGUGUGUGUAUAUAUGUGUCUCUGUGUGUUUGUAUGCGUGUGUGUGUAUGUAUGUGUGUCUGUGCGUAUGUGUGUGUCUCUGUAUAUGUGUGUCUAUGUGCGUGUCUGCAUGUGUAUCUGUUUGUCUGCAUGUGUGGAGAGGGAACGUAUGGGAGGGGGAGGAUAGAGGUAUGCUGGGGUGGAGGGGGGAAACGUAUGGGAGUAUAGAUGUAUGGUGGGGUGGCGGUUGGUAAAUGUAUGGGAGGGGCGGGUCCCAGGGCAACUUUCGGUCUGGGUCCCUGUGGUUUCUAGUUACGCCUUUGCUGUAUGUGAACAUACUCACCCACAUACAGAAUCAUUAUUCUGCAUGAAAUGCCAGAGCUGCGCCAGGACAACCAGGAAUACAAUGUCAAUUAUUUUUAAAAGUUCAUAAUUAAAAACAUAGCAUAACUCAAGGAUAUUUUAUAGCUAUCCUGUUGAGCAUAAAGUUCCAAUUUAAAUGCUGCGUAUGACUAUUUGAUUUUCAGGCUGUUGUAAACCUGAUGCUAACGGGACGAGCAAGUCCGCAUGUAUUUAAUGGGGACCAAACACUGGAUGCAGAGAACUUGGAGCAGAAGCAUGGCGUUCUCAUUCGCAGCAAUGUGGGCUAUUUACAUUGGGUGAGGGAAGAAGAGGAGCUCGACAGACUUCCCCAGGUAUAAACAGACUGUAGAUACUGAGCUGUGAGUCUGCAUGCAUACAGUAUAUACUAUUAACUUCCUAUCCCUAUCUUUACAGGUGGGAAGCAUGCUGAAAACACCGAAAUUUCCCAUAUGGCUUUGUAACAUUAAUGGGACGUACAGCGUACUAUUUGGCACAAAAAUGUCUCUUUUAUGUGACUGGAAAAUGGAACAUAUUUUUGAGCUUUAUUUCUACAGCGGGCAAUCUACACAGACAAAAACCGUACAUCUAACAAUAGGUAGGGAACCAUUACAUUUAUUUUGUUUAUCAGCAUUUUAAAGCUGGAUUCUAUCGCUAAAUGCACCACAUUCUCUCUAUCAGAACAUGUCUUUAUUAUUAAAUAAUUUUGAUUGAUUUAUUUUAAUUAAUUGUUUGUAUAUUAUCUGGUUCCUCUCCUAGACACACACUCACACCAUUGGGAAGGAAGAUAUAAAAGAGACGAAGGUGACCCAGAAAAAAGAUACCCCUCAGUUGAAAUGACGAUAAGAACCAAAUGGGAGGGAGCAGCUAUCAACUGGAAUGGCACGGUUCCAUUCUUUUAGAAAGCCCAGCAUAAUAAAAUAACAUCAUUUCUCAUUACCAAUGUGUUUGACAUACAGCAACAUUUAAAAACCUGGUUUCUGCUGGACCGAAAGUGGAUUUCACGUUUACUUACAAAUUGUUUAUUUUCUUUUGCCACUUUGAAUAUAAACUUAAGUUUCUUCCAAGCGCAAUUAUUUUCUUGUAUCAGAAACGUAACCUGGUUGGAAAUAUGGUCAUUAAAGUUCUCAAGAAAUGUUUUGCAAAUGUGAAAAUAUCCAGCAAAG
Molecule: messenger RNA, 36600 nt
Organism: Pelobates cultripes (western spadefoot toad)
Lineage: Eukaryota; Metazoa; Chordata; Amphibia; Anura; Pelobatidae
Source: the annotation of a GenBank genome assembly